Messenger RNA from Colletotrichum phormii, 1569 nucleotides. RefSeq names its product 3-deoxy-7-phosphoheptulonate synthase. The transcript is spliced from 4 exons. Gene Ontology annotation, cellular component: cytoplasm. Gene Ontology annotation, biological process: aromatic amino acid biosynthetic process. Bases 137 to 1261 code for a protein of 374 amino acids. The record is from RefSeq and is a predicted model, not a curated record. Gene Ontology annotation, molecular function: 3-deoxy-7-phosphoheptulonate synthase activity. NCBI's taxonomy places the organism in Eukaryota, Fungi, Ascomycota, Sordariomycetes, Glomerellales, Glomerellaceae.
AAAAAGUCUAUUUCUCUUUCCAAUUGCACUUUCUUCACUUGUCAACAACCUGAGUGUUCCUUCAAUUGACUCGUUCAGCAUUCACUGAGCGUUCAGCGUCCAAUUGUGUCUUGGCUUUGAAUAUUUCGCCGCCACCAUGUCUAGCUUCUUCAUCGAGAACAAGAAUGUCGGCAACAAGGCCGACAGCGAAGAUUGGAGAAUUCGCGGCUACAACCCGUUGACGUCGCCCGAUCUGCUCCAGCACGAGAUUGCCCAAACCCCCAAGUCGAAGCAAACCGUGAUCGAGGGCCGUGACGAGUCCGUCGCUAUUGUCAAUGGCACCGACAAGAAGGAGAGACUGCUGGUCAUCAUUGGCCCUUGCUCCAUCCACGACCCCAAAGCUGCUCUCGAGUACUGCGAUAUGUUGUUGCAAGAGAAGGAGAAGCACAAGGACGAGCUCCUCAUCGUGAUGCGCUCCUACCUCGAGAAGCCGCGCACAACAGUCGGAUGGAAGGGAUUGAUCAACGACCCGGAUAUCGACAACAGCUUCAAGAUUAACAAGGGUCUGCGCCUGUCAAGACAGCUCUUCGUCGACCUCACCGACAGGGGCAUGCCUAUUGCCAGCGAGAUGCUCGAUACCAUCUCGCCCCAGUUCCUUGCCGAUCUGCUGUCCGUCGGUGCUGUUGGCGCGAGAACCACUGAGAGUCAGCUGCACCGAGAGCUGGCGAGCGGUCUCAGUUUCCCCGUCGGUUUCAAGAACGGCACUGACGGCUCGCUUGGUGUCUCUAUUGAUGCCAUUGGCGCCGUCAGACACCCCCACCACUUCCUUUCUGUUACCAAGCCCGGUGUCGUCGCUGUCGUCGGUACGCUGGGUAACGAGGACUGCUUCACGAUUCUCAGAGGUGGUACUCGGGGCACUAACUACGAUGCCAAGAGCAUUGCUGAGGCCAAGGCUGCCUUGGAAAAGGCCGGCCUCCCCCAAAGACUCAUGGUCGACUGCUCCCACGGCAACUCCCUGAAGAACCAUAAGAACCAGCCCAAGGUUGCUGCCGACCUCGCUGGCCAGAUUGCCAGCGGCGAGACUGGCAUCAUGGGUGUCAUGAUUGAGAGCAACAUCAACGAGGGUAAUCAGAAGGUGCCGAAGGAGGGCAAGGAGGGCCUGAAGUACGGAGUCAGCAUCACAGACGCAUGCAUCCACUGGGAUGACACCAUUUCUGUCCUUGAUCAGUUGGCCAACGCAGUGAAGCAGCGCCGCGAGGUCAUCAGCAAGAACGGCACCUGAGUAAGGCAGUUGGGUUUCGAACGAUUUUGCGAAUGUGGUCGGUUCCAUGGUACGUAGAUCGGCCACAAGGCGUGGCUGACGAUUUGGACGAGGGAAAAAGUGUGCAUAUACCGAGAGCAUACCUGCCGUGAGUUGCAGGGGCUUCGGUUUGGCGAGGGUAAAAAAGUUUUGUAGUUUUGUUGAAUAAAGUCCACCUGAUACCCAAGUCCUUCGCUAUUCAUGUCGUUCGGGCAUGUGAGAUGCUGAGCUGUUGAGAGGUUCGGAACUAACUCAAUCAUUUUAAUUGUCUCUCAAGUUCUGUCGCGCCC